Messenger RNA from Sphenostylis stenocarpa, 1041 nucleotides. The record is from the annotation of a GenBank genome assembly. NCBI's taxonomy places the organism in Eukaryota, Viridiplantae, Streptophyta, Magnoliopsida, Fabales, Fabaceae.
AUGUCUCGUAUAGAAACCAACCCUCAUUUUUCUAGAUCACGACCUGAGUACGUAGCAGAUGAUAAUGAGCAACCACAUAUGCCAUUUGGGCCACGCCAAAAACGUCGUGGCCAACCAUCCACACAAGCAGCUACACCUAUACCAGAUGUAUCGCGAUUUGAGAAUGAAGAUCGUGUUCCAUUACGAACACGACCUCAGCAUGAAGACUUUCCAUUAGAAGAUCAUCCACAACCACCUAUUUUGCAAGAGCCACGCCAUGGCAAAUCAAAAAGAAGUCCUAGUAAGCAGCCAACAAUUCAAGGUUUGCGACCAGUUAAGCCAUCAAAAGUAAAUUUUCAAGAGCCACCUCCCUCUGCUACUGUCCCCCCAACACUGCCGCCACCCGACCAUCCUGCCGAGCGUCGGCAGCAGCCACGCCGUGAGCCCCUCCAUGAUCCCCGCCACAGUGGUAUAAAGUUGCCUAAGGAGCAAAAGUCCCAACCCUUGACAUGGUUAGGUGCUUGCUUGUGUGUAAUAUUUUGGCUUAUCAUAAUUAUAGGAGGGUUAAUAGUCCUUAUAGUGUACUUUGUUUUUCGCCCUCAAAGUCCUCAUUUUGAUGUGUCUAGUGUGACCUUAAACGCUGCAUACCUUGAUCUUGGAUAUCUGCUCAACGCUGAUCUAACCAUGUUGGCUAACUUUACAAAUCCAAACAAGAAGGUACAUGUGGAUUUCAGCUCCGUGAUCAUUUAUCUCUACUACGGAAGUACCCUCAUUGCCACUCAAUAUGUUGAGCCUUUCUCAGCUGCAAGGCUUCAAUCAAGGUUUGCAACUAUCCAUAUGGUCUCUAGUCAAGUUCAACUGCCAUUAAGAGAAAGCCAGCGUCUUGUGAAACAAAUGGAAGGUAAUGGGGUAAUUCUUGAAGUUAAGGGAGUAUUUCGUGCAAGAUCCAAAUUGGGAAGCAUUUUAAGGUAUUCAUAUAAUCUUUACGGUCGUUGCAAAGUUAUGCUAACACGUCCUCCUGAUGGCAUUUUGCUCAAAAAGAAAUGCAGAACAAAGCGCUGA